AUGACGCUCUUUAGCCCGACGAGCGUCCUCGUGGGCUUCCUUCUCCUCUAUCUGUCCUCCUUCCUCAUCUUCGCCAUCGUCCGCAUCGCGACCGGAAUCUCCAUCCAACGAAUUGGUUAUUUCUCGCUCCGCCGCAUCGCCUACGUUCCGCGGGAAGGGGUACACAUCGAACUUCGGGGUCUUGGGCUGUCGUUACACCCUCCAUCAUUCGCGCAGCCGACAUGGGUCAGUAUCCGACUGACGGAGCUGAAGGUGACGGUGAAGCCGUCUGCUCUGGGCAGAGGGAAAGGCAAUGCAGCUGAAACGGAUGGGCUGGACCCCCCAAGCCAUGCCGAGGUGGCGGAUCAACAACCGGAGGACGAAAAGAGAGGCAGCCCAUUGCAAGCUUCUACCACUUCGCGGAGUAAGACAUGGGAAAAGUUGGCGCGGGUGAAGGAGCAGGUGAAGAAGCUGCAUCGGAAAGUUCACUGGCUCAAACUGGUGGACGUUGUCGCUGUCAACACGACCAUCAAUUUCCUCGAGGCUGGUCAAUUCCAAAUCGGGUCGCUCUCUUUGGCGGUGGAUACAAGGCGAAAGAUGGUCGAUCGAGGCAAGGUCUUCCGUCGGAAGAUAGAGGAGCUCAAUGAACCAUGUCCAGCGGAAUGGAUUAUGAAUGUGCAAAACGUCCUGCUUGCGGUCGACGGCGGCGAGCCCACCGAACUCCUAGACCAUGCCCAGAUCAAUAUCCACGGCCUCCUCCACAAAGAUCUCGAUGGACUCCGGGACGCCUCGAUUGCUUUGAAGAUCGGACGACUACAUCUACCCUACGACGAGCUCCGAACCGUGGCGCAACGGAUGAAGCAGUUUCGCCAAACUCGACCGGAAGCCGCCGCCAAUGAUACCGACGACGAGAUAUCGUUUGCCGAUUUUGUGGAGGAACUGGACAACCCUGGCAGUCGGGACGAUGCAAUUGUGCAGACGGUUGCGGACUCGAAAGAGUUCGCGAGUUCUCUCCUUCGCGGCAUUCGGGAGAUACAACUGGCCUUGAGCUUUUUCAGAUUGUCGCGCGCGGUACAGCCUUCCUCGGCGACACAGAAACCCGUGUACUUGAAUAUCUCUUCUCAUGAGAUAGGUGUCGACCUACAUCGAAUGGACCAGAAGAGCCCAGCCCAUCGCAUGUAUUUCCAGCGCGCAGACGUUGCACACCAGGCCCUUCUGGCCGCCAUCUCUCUUUCGGUGAGUUUAGACGAUAACUCGGGCGAGACCAAUAACAUUCUCUACAUCCCCAUGGCCACAACAACGAUCAAGACUACCCUUCCUUCCAAGACUGUCAGCUCCUUUGACGAUCGCAAUGCGGAGGAGCGCAACACAAAUAUCCUGUUCGCCAAUUUUGUCAUCACAUCGCCCUCUCUUGAUCUGGAACCACAACAUCUGUCCCGGCUGCUGGGCCUGGCUCAAGCCCGCGCAUCGUCCUCGCGUGGAAAGAAACGGGAUAACCACCGAUUGAUCUCGCGGCUGCUUCCCAAAGCGAAUAUCAAACUCUCCGUGCACGAACCGGUUAUUCGACUGGUCCUCCCCCCCGAUAAAGAAACAGCGGCUUCCGAGGAGGAGUACAAUCUCUUGAUAUCCUCCAUAUCCACCAUAGCACUGGAUAUAGAAUCGUCCCAUUCAUCCGAGGGCGGUAUACACUACUCUCUCUCGUCGGUGUACCGGGUGGCGUCUCACAAGCUGUAUUACCAAACUCCCACCGGGGUCAAGCACAAUCUGUUUACUACGGAGACUUUGGAGCUCAAAGUCCUGCUCAACGCGACCCCGGAGGUAUGCGUGAUUGCCACAGGCGCUCUGAAUACUUGCUCUGCCCACAUGGUCAAUAGCGACGUCAACAGAGGCAUUAGCCAAGUCGUUGAUCAAAUGCGAGCCCAGAUGAGAAGCAAGAGGAGAGUCUCUGCAUCGUUAGAAGAACGGAAACCAAGCUUAAUCAGGCGUAUCCCUCCCUGGUUGCUCAAGUUUCAGUUUGAGGCGUCGGGCCUCAGUCUGGAGAUCGCCGGUGUUGAUAGUAAGGUCUCGGGUCUUUCGCGCGGUGUCUCAUUGCAAAUGCAGUCUUGGACUGCUGAAUACAGAGCUCAAAAAUCUGAGCCGACUCACAUCAGUCUUGUACGGCGACGCACUCCAAGUCACUCUACGAUUGGCGAUGAAUCUCCGUUCCGAUUCCCUCCAACUUCACCACCCAGACAGACUCAACAGGGUGCCGCUGAUGGAAGACGGUUGGCUCUCCAUGUCCGUGGCUUCGAAGGCUUUGUCAUCGAGUCUGAAGACUAUCUCGAGCCGGAGCCGUUCUUUUCGCUUCCGAGAUUUGAGGUUGCUUUGAGCACCCUCAGUGACCGUCUUGGACCUAUAUUCCACAUCAACUCGGUCUUCAAAGGCGUUUACAUACAGUACUCCCUUUAUCGUUAUUACUGUGUUAUUGUUGCAAUGUCUGUUAUUCAGGAUGCCUUCAUACACCGGCCCUCUGAGACUUCAGAUCAGUCAUCAUCUGAAUGGCGUUCAAAGGACUUUGCAGCGCCUCCAUCUCCUCCCCUGUCACCCCUUCAGAGGAACGAGCUUGUUACUGUGGAUGUCAGAGCUACAGUUGUCCAGAUCAAGACAUUCUUGCCCGCCGACCCUCCCAUGAUGCUCCAGAUAUACGGCCUGUCGGCUGGCUACCACCGUCUGACUUCUCCUUUCGCCAAGGCCCGCCUGGUUCGCUUACAUGCCGAGGCUCCUAAGCUCAAAGGGAUUUGGGUACGGAUUAUCGGCAUGACAAAUGUCAAGGCCAAUCUACGCAAGAUUAAAUUAAAGCAGGGUCUCAAUCUGGUGGACGAGAAGUCAAUCGAUCUCUGGGCUGACUUCAUCCGCAUCGGGGUCCCUCACCACAUGAUCAUGCAUCGUGUCUUCGACAACUGGGCCAACACACUGAAGGCACUCAAACAGCUGCACCAUCGCUACAAAAAUCGUUCGUCCGACUUCAUCUCACCGAGGGAACCGGAAGCACCCAAGAAGGUGCCGCGGAUAUCACUGAAGACUAAGGCAUUAUUGUUCGAGCUUGAAGACGAUGCAUUUGAAUGGAAGCUAGGCUGCAUAUACCGGACAGGGCUUCUGGAACAACGGCAGCGCCUGGCUCGAGAAGAGGCCUUUGAGAUGAAAGUUCAAAAGAUCAAGGAUUCUGGGCAACGACGGACGUCGUCUCGGUUAAGAGCAAAGUCCAGCCAUCGGACUCUUCGAAGCGAAAGAACGAGCUAUGAGACAAAACGAAGCAAAAGUGCCGAACCGAAGCCGCGGACCCCUACGCAAGAUACCAAGCGCAAUCGGGGAAGUAAAUUUCGAUAUGAUGCAGAAGGGGCCGCCUGUCUGUCCGGCGAAUCCAAGAUCUCGGAAGAACAGGCGUGGACUCGUCUCCAGGAGCACAAUGCCCGCUCGUGGAGGCAGAAGAUCGACGCUGCUUUCCAGUUUCAAGGCACCUCAAUCAAGGAGAUCCGAAACCUCUUUUCCGGGGUGGAUGACCUUCCUGAGGACAUUGUCGAGACGGAGAAAACUCUCGCCAUUCCAAAUCGACCGGCUAUCAUGUCAGCUCUCAUAACGGACCUGACACUACUCGUUGAUAAGCCGUAUUUCCCUAUGGAGGAGUACCCUGCCUUCCUUCACAAGCUCGGCAAGGGAAUUCCUCUCUCAACCCAAUAUGCCCUCAUCGUCCCAAUGAGUUUGAGUCUGGACAUGGGUGAAGCUCGUGUCAACCUUAGAGACUACCCCUUGGACUUGUUACACAUACCUGGUCUUCGUCCUGGUCAAUCUCCUAGACUGUCUAGUUGGUCAUUGCGGACCAAUUUUGUCAUUGCCGAAGAAUAUCGAGACUACAAAUCAUCGAGAAAGGUACAGGUCGAGCUCGUUCCCGCCACUGAGCUCUCUGAUGGAACCACCAGCUCCCCCUUCAUGAUCGAUGUGUGGCGGUCUGUGUCUCCUGUCAAGACCUAUUCCGACCCUACCUUCGAGAUCAAUACUAGUCUUCCUACAAGUAUCUCAUGGGGCAUGUCGUAUCAACCAGUGAUCCAAGACAUGAUGAAGAUCAUCGAGGGUUUCACAAAGACCGAGAUUGACCCAUCGGAAAGAGUCGGGUUCUGGGACAAGAUCCGGCUCAGCUUCCACUCUCGUAUUCGAGUUCUAUGGAAGGAAGAUGGCGAUGUCCAUUUGCGCCUCAAAGGUUCUCGUGACCCGUACGUGGUCACUGGCUUUGGGGGUGGAUUUGUCAUGUGCUGGCGCAAAGAUGUGAAAUGGGAAAUCCACACCAGUGACGAUCCCAAGGAGUUUAUGAGCGUGACCAGUGGGGAAUACGUACUAGCGAUCCCGGACUACAGCAACGAAGCUCGUUAUGCGCAGGAUGCCACCACACAGGAUCUGGAGACCACCUCUGCUUCUAGUGAGUUCAAGAACGCAACACACUUCAAGAAAGUUGUGAUGAAGCUGUCUGGUGAUGUGCGCUUGGUUGCCGGUCUGGUUUUUGAAAGGAAUGUCGAUGAGGACAAUCGGUCCUUCGACUUCAGGCCACACUACGAUGUUAUCCUCCAGAACCCGGAGUUUAUUGAUGCGGCGCAGCGACAGGACUAUGACGCCUAUCGUGGAUUCCGGAGCAACCAUAUCCAUCUUUCCAUCUCGGUCGUCGCCCCCGUGAGUCGAGAUUGGGCCGUGGAUCACCUUCAGCCCACUGCUAGUUAUAACACAGUUCACUUAACCCCCCGGUUUUUCACCCACUUCUUCAAUUGGUGGUCUUUGUUCUCGGGUGUUAUGUCUCUUCCCGUUCGUCAAGGUCCUCUCUGGCCUGGCAUCACCAAAACCAGCAAGAAGUUCAACCGUCAUCUUGCAACUGUCAAGUACAAGCUGCUUCUUGCCCCUUUGUUUGUAGCCCACAUGUACAAACACAAGGAUCGCGAGGAUUACGCCGAAGCUGUAGUCACAGCAACUGGGGUGAAGGUUCGCUUGGACUGUCUCAAGCUCGACGUCCACCAAAGACGAGAGCAAAUCAAAACCGUGGCCAGAGGUCGCUUGAAGCAAACAAAGGCAAGCGCAAUGCGAAUCAACCAGGCUCAACUAGAUUUGCAAGCAGCAGAUUUCAGGGCCGUCUCGGCGAGUAUCGAAGGCACGAACUUCGAUGACAUUGCGAAAAAUGGUGACGAUAUCUUGUCUUCAUUCCAACAGCCAGUUCCUUCGGUCGAUUUGUCACGAUUUACAAUCCCUGACCAGAAUCUUGACUGGAUUGACAUGGAUGACUUUGUAGAGCUUGACUGGAUUCUACCUCAAGAAUCCAAUCCCCGAACGCACAUAUUGCCUCUUGCCUUCACACCCCGUUUCACCUACUUCCGCCAGACCGAUCACGACGAUAUGACUCCGGAUCAGACGGGUUAUAGCCGGUUUGGAAAUGAGCCCACUCAUGAGUGCGUCAUGUCCGAGAGCAAUGAGCCUCGUCGCGUACAAAUGGAGCUCAUCAGAGACCGCCUCGCGACUGUUGAGGCACAGAUCCAGAAUUUCGAUCGUCAAAUUGGUGAACAUGAACUUCGCAUGGCGAGGGAAGUGGAUCACGAUGCCGAGCUCAAGAGGGAAUAUGACGAUUUCGUCAAGCAGGCUGAAUCACUUGCGCGUCGGCGUACUUUUCUCGCCAACGGUCUCCGUCGUCUUGAAGUACAGCUUGCACGCGAAGAUAAGUUGCCUAUGGACAGAAAGCCCGAAACUUUCGCGAGCGAUAGUUCAUUCCGCUUGGGCGCCGACACAGAUUCAACUAAGGAGGGCAAAGAAGCGGAUCUUCACGGGUUGUAUUCGUCCCCCAACGACGAAUACGCCAGCGAUUUCAACAACCGCUUUCUGAUUCAUAACAUGCAGCUGAAGUGGAACAACUCGCUCCGUAAUAUCAUGCUGCGCUAUAUCCACCAAGUGAGCCAGAGGCGCGGUUUCGUAUACUAUAUGUCCCGCAGGGCCGUCAAGUUCAUCAUCGACAUUGUCGACGAACAAAAUAAGAAUAACCGCAAGCGGUCCAAGAUGUUCAAGGACUCCUCGCGACGGCCUUCUACAACAGAUACCGAUGAGGACUCUGUGGAGGAUCGUAUCGAACAACUACUAAACGAUGCCAAACGGUUUGUCAAUGCCGAGGAAGAAGAAAGCAUCGACACGAGCCGAACUCAAUCGGAUUCGGACAAUUCAAGUGAGAAUAUCGCGCCGGAGUUCACGCCGCAGCACAGCUAUUACUUGCGCCUGAUUGCGCCACAGAUUCAGCUUCAGAGCGAGAAGAAUCAGAAGUCAGUUGUCUUAGUUGCUGCCAGUGGCAUGCAACUCAAGGUCAUCUCCAUCAUGGACAAAGAGCGGGUUUCCGAUGAUGUUAGCGGUCUAGUGCAACGGCGCUUCUCCCUUGACAUGGACGGAGCUCAGUUUUUUGUCGCCACCCAGAAGAACCUCCUGAAUCACUUGCAGUUUUAUGCUGGUAAUAAGUACGGCAACUCUCCGGGGUCCGCGUGGCCGCCCUGGCUGACCCUCGAGGCCAUGUUUGAUUUCGAACUGAGCCCGUUUGGUUUCUCAAGGAUUGUUCAAAAGACUUCAGCCAGCCUGAAGUAUGACAAAUACAACAAUCUCCGUCUGAAGUACAAUGAGGAGGUGGCUAAAGGGCACCCUGGGAAAGACGUCGGGCCAGAUGGUCAAGAGACGAGAAUGGAUCAAAUCCGUGUCGACUUCCCUCAUUUCCGGGCUAUCUGUGACUCGGCAGAGUACUACUCUAUGUACAUCAUCGUUCUGGAUCUUUUGCUCUACAGUGAGCCAUUAGAAAAGGUUCGAAACGAACGUCUAGAGCGGAUUCUUCUCACUUCAGACUUCAGCGAUCUGCGGGGCGCUCCGGAAAUGGUAUUCAAGCUACAAUCUCGCAUUCGACAGCUAGAAGAGAUCAAGGAGCAUUUCCAAAUCAAUGCCAAGUACUUGGAUAAGCAUGGCUGGGAAGAUCGGAUGGUGUUGGAACAAGAUGUGGCACAGUGCGAAGACGAGCUAUUCUUUCUGAUGAAGGCGAUCACCACGUCCCAGAGGCGAAUGGAGCCGACCAUGUCUCAGACGAACGGCAUCUUACGCUGGAACAUCUCCGCAUCCGAGGUUGUCUGGCAUCUCAUGAAAGACCAGUCCCAGCCAUUGGUCGAAUUCCAGCUACGGAAUGCCGAGUAUGACCGCACGGACAACAGCGAUGGCUCCAACCACAAUCUCGUGGCUGUUGAGCGGCUAUAUGGCUUGAACCUCCUGCCGGAUGCCAUCUAUCCCCAGAUCAUCGUACCGUAUCUCGACCAAGUUAAGAACCUAGACGAGCCGGAUGACUAUAUGAUCCGGGUCAAGUGGCACAUGCUGGAAGCCGUUGCUGGCAUUCCUGUGCUGGACGAUUUCGAGGUGUCUCUAUUCCCGCUCAAGAUCCAGUUGGAGCACGAACUUGGCCAGAAGGUCUUUGAGUACAUCUUCCCCAAUGUGGGCUCUGGUGCUUUUGACGGCGGGUUUUCCCCUUUCAUGAUCAAGAAUAUGAAACCCUUGGAGGCCUCGGAUUCGGAAGCGGAUGAGGAUAGUUCAUCCCCGCCUGUGAGUGCACGUGGCACGAACGACAUCUCUACUGAGGACCUGCAUAUGACCAAAGGGCCCGGUGCGAUUGAGCUCAGAUUACACCCCACGCUUUCGUUGGCCGACGACGCCAGACCCAAGUCACAGCAUAGCUCGCAUAACCUCAAGGGUCUCGCGCUGGCACCCCUGCACAAGGAAAACCGAGCGAAGGAUCCGAAGGAUAGCAAUCGGCUUGGGCCAUCCCAGACGGGCCGCCCUACAACAAGUGCAAGUACACUGAGCAAGAAAAAGUCAGUCGAGAGCAUGCGGAUGCUAGUGAGGCAGCCUACGGACAAGUCCUUCAUGAAUGGCUCGAAUACCAAUGUGGGCGAAGACAAAGGCAAGAAAUUCGCUCUGAUUCCGGUCAAGGGCGGUAAAUCCAAGGAAAUGCAAGACGACUUGUCCCAAAUGAUGUCCCGUGCAUCCAGCUAUAUGACGCUUGCUCAUGUCAAGGUGCACGACGUUGUACUGUGCCUGAGUUACAAGGGUAAAGGAGAGCACAAUCUGGAAGACCUGCAUGACUUCGUCUUCCGCCUGCCGGUUUUGGAAUACCGGCACAAGACCUGGUCCAACUUGGACCUGGCUUUGAGACUCAAAAAGGAUGUUAUCAAAGCCCUCAUCUCCCAUGCACCUGCAAUCCUUGGCAACAAAUUUUCCAACCACCGCCCCUCGAAGCAGCAGCUGAAGCGCUACCGCGAGCUUGCCAGUUCAUCCCAACUACUCCAGGGUACAGACAGUGCGGCCAAUACCGUGUCCGAUAAGAGCCGCAGCCAAGUCAGCUAUGAUUCCAAUAGCGAGUAUUCUGAAUCGCCGUCGCAGCGCUCCAUCCAAUCGGGGACUUCCCCACUUGCGCGGUCACAGUCGUUGGGCUCGAGCAUGCUCAGUGUGCAGGACCAAGGGACGCCAUUCGACGCGCGCUCCGUGAACGAUGUGGAUGUCGAUGCCCGCUGGGAGCAAUCUCGCAGGGUUGUGAACCCUCCUCCAGGCAGGCCAAUGACAUCGGGACAGGUAAUGGUGAGGUCGGACACCAAGAUUUGGAAUGGGCCGCCGGAUGAAAGUUCCAGGUCGACGAUCCGCAACAUUGGCCGCAAGUUGCUGCCCUCGCGGAAACAAUGA
Messenger RNA from Aspergillus clavatus NRRL 1, 8733 nucleotides. Its product is annotated as FMP27 family protein. The coding region runs from base 1 to 8733 and encodes 2910 amino acids. NCBI's taxonomy places the organism in Eukaryota, Fungi, Ascomycota, Eurotiomycetes, Eurotiales, Aspergillaceae. The record is from RefSeq and is a predicted model, not a curated record. The transcript is spliced from 4 exons.